CCCCACCCCACACACCAGCUAAGCGCACACAGCAAGCGCCACAGAUCCACGCCAGGAAGGACUCCAUCGGCUUCUCCGCCUCACCUCUCCGCAGUAAGCAGAGCAGAGCAGAGCCCAGGCAGGCAGAGUAGGGGAUGAAGCGCGUAGUGGGGAGCCCGGGGACAUGGAGCGGCAUGGCGCUGCGGCUGUCGCAGUGCGUCUUCGCCGCCGCCUCCACCUUCUCCAUGGUCUCCGGCUUCGGCUACUCCAACUACAGCGCCUACUUCUACAUGAAUCUAGCGUUGAUCCUGCAGCUGAUGUGGAGUUUGGGCCUUGCUUGUAAGGAUAUCUUUGCUCUAAGGAAUAAAAAGGAUCUUCACACCCCGGAUAAUCUAUUGAUCAUUGUUAUGAUUGACUGGGUCGUGGCGAUUUUCAUGUUCUCAGCAGCCUGUGCCUCCGCGAGCCUGACAAUUUUCUUCAUGUGGGACACGCACUUAUGCGGGGAAUACUCACGGCUGGCCUGCCGGCAGUUCGGGCUUUCGGUUGUCCUGGCGUUCAUCACGUGGUUGCUGCAAGCUGCAUCCUCUUUCUCCGGAUUCUGGCUACUGGUUUCGUUCUUCUAGUGAUCUCACGUGCUCAUAAUCUCCGUCACGUCAGGCUAAUUGUCAGUCAGGACUCAGGAGGGUAAAUCGGUUGAAAUGUGCUCGGGACACUUGCUAGAUAUAUUUUAUUUUAUUUUUUUGCGGGGGCACUUGCUAGAUUUCAGUCGUGGGCACGCAUCCUUCAUCACUUGUUAGAUAGAUGGAUUGUUUGUUUAAUAGUAGCUCAUCUUUAUUCUAGGAGUUGGUUAUGAGCCCCUUGUGGUGGAACUACUGUUUAGAUGAUGUGGGAUGCUGGGAUCCUUAAUAUGAAGAGUAAUAUAUAUGGAGAUAAGUCGCCGUCGAAGGUACCUGAAAAA
Molecule: messenger RNA, 937 nt
Organism: Aegilops tauschii subsp. strangulata
Lineage: Eukaryota; Viridiplantae; Streptophyta; Magnoliopsida; Poales; Poaceae
Product: CASP-like protein 5B3
Cellular component (GO): membrane
Source: RefSeq, a predicted model, not a curated record